Messenger RNA from Erinaceus europaeus (western European hedgehog), 1387 nucleotides. It is a transcript of the gene PYM1, whose product is annotated as PYM homolog 1, exon junction complex associated factor. The coding region runs from base 326 to 940 and encodes 204 amino acids. Gene Ontology annotation, cellular component: exon-exon junction complex; cytoplasm. Gene Ontology annotation, molecular function: RNA binding. NCBI's taxonomy places the organism in Eukaryota, Metazoa, Chordata, Mammalia, Eulipotyphla, Erinaceidae. Gene Ontology annotation, biological process: exon-exon junction complex disassembly. The transcript has 3 exons. The record is from RefSeq and is a predicted model, not a curated record.
AGAAAGCGGCGGGGGAGGGAGAACACAGAGUUCCUUUAGGGACUAGGAGGCGCGGGGCAGAGAAGGACCGCAAAGGAGUGACCCUACGGGCCCGGAUUAUUGGCGAGCAGCCCCGCUUGCGAUCCCUCCGGUGCUGAGACUGGGACGAGGUUCAUUAGAAUCCUAGCCGGCCCGCCCAGAAGCCCUAAGCCUGCCCUCUGACCCUGGGGCCCAGCCCAGAGGCUCCAGGGGUCGAAGGUCACAGCAGUCCGGGGCCUUCCUCACUCCGCUGUCCGCCCAGCCCAGCCCGGCCACAGCCGCCGCCGCCGCCGCCGCCUCCUCGGCCAUGGAAGCUGCCAGCAAGUGUGAGGCUGCGGGGACAGGCAAGUACAUCGCCUCAACACAGCGACCCGACGGGACGUGGCGCAAGCAGCGGAGGGUGAAAGAAGGCUACGUGCCCCAGGAAGAGGUCCCAGUGUAUGAGAACAAGUAUGUGAAGUUUUUUAAGAGUAAACCAGAACUGCCCCCAGGGCUGAGUCCUGAGGCAACAGCUCCUGCCACCCCAUCCAAGCCUGAAGGUGGUGAACCAGGUCUUUCCAAGACAGCCAAACGCAACCUGAAACGGAAGGAGAAAAGGCGGCAGCAGCAAGAGAAAGGGGAGGCAGAGGCCUUGAGCCGGACUCUUGAGAAGGUGUCACUGGGAGAGACAGCCCAGCUCUCCAGCGCUCCACCAGGCUCCCGGGCAGCCCCUACAGCCACCUCUGACCAGCCUGACUCAGUGGCCAGUACUGAGAAGGCCAAGAAGAUAAAGAACCUAAAGAAGAAACUUCGACAGGUAGAAGAGCUGCAGCAACGAAUCCAGGCUGGGGAAAUCAGCCAGCCCAGCAGAGAGCAGCUAGAGAAGUUAGCAAGGAGGAGGGCACUGGAAGAGGAGCUAGAGGACUUAGAGCUAGGCCUGUGAGGCCGCUGGGAAAUAGGGAAUGGACUGCACAACAAACCAUGGGGCUCUCUGGGGUUCUGGGGAAGGUGGGCAGCUGCAGUCAGGAGGGGUACCCCCCAUACUGGCUCACUUCCAACUCUUGGGGCCCAACUCUGUUCCCCAGAGCCUAGUCUCUGCCUCAUCCCUCCCCUUUUCUCCCCAACUCCUAUUUUUUGGACUUUUCCCCCUCCCAUUCCCAGUGUUCAAAAUUUCAGUGACUACCCCAGAUACCUUUGCUGCUGAUUUGGAUGUUUUGUUUAAAAGAAAAUUGGGUGGGUGGGCAUCUCUUGAAGACCUGAGGCUGAGGGUUGGGGGGGUUUGCCCAAGUCUUGGAGUCAUGGUUCCUGUUCACAGUGUUUAUGGGUUAUCUUCCACUCCAUCUCUCACAUCUUUUUUUUUAAAGAACAAAAUAAAUCCAAGUAGACAACA